Paramecium pentaurelia is the source of this 539-nucleotide messenger RNA. The record is from the annotation of a GenBank genome assembly. NCBI's taxonomy places the organism in Eukaryota, Ciliophora, Oligohymenophorea, Peniculida, Parameciidae.
AUGAUCCUCAUAAAACUGAACCCAUCUUUAGUGACAUUCAUAGUAAAUCAUUUAUAAAAUUAGGAACAUACACCAAAAUAGAAAGAAGAAAUUAAUAAAAUAAUUAAAACUAAAUAACCAUCAUUACCUUACUUACCUAAAAAAUAGAAAGAAUUUUAUAAUAAAUGGUACAUACCUUAUGAUUAGAGGUAUCUAUAAAAGCCAGAUGUAAUGGAAUAAUAAUAUGAAGGUAUCAACAUCUAAAAUAAAUUUAUUAGAUGAAUUGCACUUUUAUAAAAAUAUGCAUAAUAUGUAUGUACAAUAUAAUCCAUUUGAUUAAAAUUUACCUGAUGAUCUAAUGAAAAAGAUUGGCUACAAGGAGAGAACUGAGACACUUAAAGAAUUAUUGAAAGGGUAGAAGUAGAUAAUUGAAUUUAAAAGGUAUUUAUUGCAAAAUAUAACUUAGGAAUUUAGAAAAAGAAAAAUAAAGAGUUCCUGAAUUUAUAAAAUAAUUAUUAGACUCUGAUAAUAAAAAAUAAAAAAAAAAGUAAUACUCAUGA